CGUCCGUAUAAGUACCCCCACCUAUCUCUCUCCUCACCGACGGUCUUCUGAUAGAUAGACAGUGAGACAACCAACAGAAUAACGGAGUUCGGUCGUUCCGGGUCUUCCCCCCCGAGCUGGAACUCGUUGAGUCCUACUCGCCGGUACCUGCUCGCCCCCCCAUUUCUGAUCCAGGGCCCCGGCAGCUCCCGAUCCGGCGACAGUAAUUUCAGGAAAGUAAGGUAGAUAUCACAAUGAAGGCCCUUAUUCUUGUUGGUGGGUUUGGAACACGGUUGAGGCCGCUGACUCUCAGUGUCCCCAAACCACUAGUCGAUUUUGCUAACAAGCCUAUGAUCUUGCAUCAGAUAGAAGCACUCAAGGCUGUUGGAGUGACUGAAGUGGUUUUGGCUAUAAAUUACCAGCCUGAGGUCAUGCUGAAUUUCUUGAAGGAGUACGAGACCAAGCUCGGGAUUACGAUAACAUGCUCGCAAGAGACCGAGCCACUUGGUACAGCCGGUCCCCUAGCUUUGGCGAGGGACAAGUUGAUAGAUGAAUCAGGGGAGCCAUUUUUCGUCCUCAAUAGCGAUGUGAUUAGCGAGUACCCGUUCAAGGAAAUCAUUGAAUUCCACAAGGGUCAUGGAGGAGAGGCCUCUAUUAUGGUAACAAAGGUGGAUGAGCCUUCCAAGUAUGGUGUGGUUGUCAUGGAGGAGUCGACUGGUAGUGUUGAAAGAUUCGUAGAGAAGCCCAAGUUAUUUGUGGGUAACAAGAUCAAUGCUGGUAUUUAUUUGUUGAAUCCAUCAGUCCUCGAUAGGAUUGAACUUCGGCCUACCUCAAUCGAGAAAGAGGUCUUCCCAAAGAUUGCCGCGGAGAAGAAGCUCUUCGCCAUGGUUUUGCCAGGAUUCUGGAUGGAUGUUGGGCAGCCUAGGGACUACAUCUCUGGGCUGAGGCUCUACCUCGACUCAAUCAAGAAGAGGUCACCAGAGAGGCUUACAACUGGUCCCAACAUCGUUGGGAACGUCCUGGUUCACGAGAGUGCGAAGAUUGGGGAAGGAUGCUUGAUCGGGCCUGAUGUCGCGAUUGGACCAGGCUGCAUAAUAGAGUCGGGGGUCAGACUGUCCCGGUGCACAGUAAUGAGGGGGGCCCGUGUUAAGAAACACUCAUGCAUCUCGAGCAGCAUCAUCGGGUGGCACUCGACGGUAGGCCAGUGGGCUAGGGUCGAGAACAUGACCAUCCUCGGGGAGGAUGUCCACGUCGGGGACGAGAUCUACAGCAACGGAGGCGUGGUCCUCCCACACAAGGAGAUCAAGUCGAGCAUCCUGAAGCCCGAAAUAGUCAUGUGAUGAGCAACUCGGGGGCACAGUCUCCUCACAACAUGGUCAGAAACUAGAUUAGAACUGCAGUUUCUUGUAAUGCUUCUUCCCGAAUCUUCUUCUUUCGAGCUUCGGCCCGAUGUUAAUUGUUCCUUCUCCUACACAAAGUGUACAAGCUGGUUCCAUCUGUAUCCUUAGCUUCAACUCUUGGUAUUGUGUUAAGUUGUUGAGAGGUGUUUCAGAGAGUCGGGUCAUGAUUGGUGUGGGUGUGAGGUUGUGCAUCUUUUUUCAGAAUCAUCAUCAUGUAUAGUAAUAAAUCAUCAAUGCUCCCUUUCCUUGGCCUUCUGGAAAUUUAUGAAGA
Messenger RNA from Punica granatum (pomegranate), 1650 nucleotides. The record is from RefSeq and is a predicted model, not a curated record. Lineage: Eukaryota; Viridiplantae; Streptophyta; Magnoliopsida; Myrtales; Lythraceae.